Molecule: messenger RNA, 2133 nt
Organism: Eutrema salsugineum
Lineage: Eukaryota; Viridiplantae; Streptophyta; Magnoliopsida; Brassicales; Brassicaceae
Product: NAC domain-containing protein 16
Exons: 4
Coding region: 246-1979 (577 amino acids)
Biological process (GO): regulation of DNA-templated transcription
Molecular function (GO): DNA binding
Source: RefSeq, a predicted model, not a curated record
CCUCCUUUGUGUCUCUCUCGCCGAUCAAACCCUAGAAAUUUUCAAUUAUCGCUCUCGUUUCGUUCGAUCGCUUCCGUUUCUCCCUGUGUUAUGUAGGCUUGAUUCGUUCUCUCCACCUUUAAUCGUGAGAGGCGAAGAGAAGAGGGUCACGGUUACUAUUUUGUUUCUGUUCUGAAAAGGGUUUGCUUCUCGUUGACCCGAUUGAUUCUCAUUUUUUUUUUCAAAAGGCAGAUUCUCUAUCGGAGAUGGCGAAUUCAUCUUCUCCAGAUUCGUGUUUGAGAGGGGGAAAAUUCAACGCACCUGGAUUUCGAUUUCACCCGACCGAUGAGGAGCUCGUGGUGUAUUAUCUCAAGAGGAAGGUCUGUGGUAGAAAGCUUAGGAUCAAUGCCAUUGGCGUCGUUGAUGUUUACAAAGUUGAUCCUUCCGAAUUGCCUGGUCUAUCUGUGUUGAAGUCUGGAGAUAGACAGUGGUUUUAUUUCACUCCAAGGAGCAGGAAGUAUCCAAACGCAGCUAGGUCAAGUAGAGGCACUGCAACUGGGUACUGGAAAGCAACAGGGAAAGAUCGAGUCAUAGUGUACAAUUCGAGACCUGUAGGACUCAAAAAGACUCUUGUUUUCUAUAGAGGCCGUGCGCCUAACGGUGAGCGAACUGACUGGGUGAUGCACGAGUACACGAUGGAUGAAGAAGAGCUCGGGAGAUGCAAGAACGUCAAGGAUUAUUAUGCUCUUUAUAAGCUGUACAAGAAAAGUGGGGCUGGUCCCAAGAAUGGUGAAGAGUAUGGUGCGCCGUUCCAAGAAGAAGAAUGGGUUGAUGAUGAUGAUAGUGAAGACGCAGAUAAUGUUGUUGCUGUACCGGAUGAUCAUGUGGUCCGUUACGAGAAUAACUGUCGUGUGGAUGAUGGUAUGUUCUGCAAUCCUGUUAGUGUUCAGUUAGAUGAUCUUGAGAAGCUUCUCAACGAAAUCCCAGAUGCACCUGGAGUUGCUCCAAGAGAAAUGAGUGACCUUUCUGGUGUUCUGCAGGGUAAUAGCGAAGGAGAGAUACAGAGCACGUUGCUGAAUAAUUUUCCUGGAGAGUUUCUUGCACCCCGGGAAGUCGGAAAGUUCUCGCCAAAUUGCCAGCCAUACAACAGACCCUUGAGUUUUCAGCCUCAUCUGAGGUCAGAAAACUCAGCUUUCAAUGCCUCUGGUAUGGCACCUCUAGUGUUUGAGAAGGAGGAUUACAUUGAAAUGGAUGAUCUUCUGAUCCCUGAACUCAGAGCUUCUACAACUGAGGAAUCCUCACAGUUCUUGAACCAUGGUGAACUCGGCAACGUCAACGAGUUUGACCAAUUGUUCCAUGACAUUUCCAUGUCUUUGGAUGCAGAACCUGUUUUUCAGGGAACUUCUACAGAUCUGUCUUCUCUGAGUGAUCAUGCUAGCAACACAUCAGACCAAAGACAGCAAUUCCUUUAUCAAGAGGUUCAGGACCAGUCCCCUGAGAACCAGCUGAACAACUUCAUCGAUGAUCCCAGUACGAGUCUCAAUCAAUUCACUGACGAUAUGUGGUUUCAUGAUGCUCAGGCUGAUCUCUUUGAUCAACCACAAUCUUCUUCUCUAGCAUUUGCUUCACCUUCACCAGGUGUGAUUCCCGGUUCCACAAAUCCGACUAUGAAUGUAAAUGCCCAAGACCAGGAAGGCCAAAACGGUGUUGGAAAGACGAGCCAGUUUUCAUCGGCUCUGUGGGCAUUUAUGGAAUCAAUACCUUCAACACCAGCUUCUGCGUGUGAGGGUCCUCUUAACCGGACCUUUGUGCGUAUGUCUAGCUUUAGCCGCAUCAGGUUCAAUGGAACCUCGGUGACUACUAGCAAAGUCACAAAAGCAAAGAAGCGUAUGGGAAACAGAGGUUUUCUUCUUUUAUCAAUUAUGGGUGCUUUGUGUGCCAUCUUCUGGGUGUUCAUCAUAGCCACAGUUGGGGUCUUGGGGAGACCUAUCUUAUCGUGACGACUUAGACUCUUUGAUUCAGGUUAAGUUACAAGAAAGCAUGAUCCACAUUAGUGAUCAUGGAAUUGAUAUUAUAUGAAUCUUUGAUUAUGUAUAGAGUUUGAACGAGUUGAGAAAAAUAAUUCUUAAUGAAAGGAGUUUUUUUAUGUCUCGA